UCCACCACACCGCGGCUCUGUUGACAUUUGUAUCCGGGCCAGGCGCGUUGGUUCCUGGGUAGCCGUGGUUCAGAAAGUCGUUACGCAAGGAUGUUGUCCUUGUCUCGAUCAGUGCUGUGUGGGGUGGUACGCGCCCCAGCUGCUGUCUGCCAGGGCGGAGUGACUACCAUCUCCAGGUUCAACAGCACAGCACAAAGUACUCCUAAGAAAACAAAAUUUGGGCCACUGGCAGAUGAGGACAGAAUUUUCACAAAUCUUUAUGGCCGUCAUGACUGGAGGUUGAAAGGGGCACUGAGACGUGGCGACUGGUACAAAACCAAGGAGAUUCUUUUGAAAGGGGUCGACUGGAUUCUUAAUGAGAUCAAGGUUUCUGGUCUGCGUGGGAGAGGAGGAGCGGGUUUCCCCACUGGCAUGAAGUGGAGUUUCAUGAACAAGCCCAGCGAUGGUCGUCCAAAGUAUCUGGUUGUGAAUGCAGACGAGGGAGAGCCAGGCACCUGUAAGGACAGGGAGAUCAUGCGACAUGACCCACACAAGCUGGUGGAGGGCUGCCUGGUGGCUGGAAGGGCCAUGGGGGCGCGUGCUGCUUAUAUCUAUAUCAGAGGAGAGUUCUACAACGAGUCCUCCAACCUGCAGGUGGCCAUCCACGAGGCCUACGCUGCUGGCCUGAUCGGCAAGAACGCCUGUGGCUCUGGUUAUGAUUUUGAUGUUUUUGUGAUGCGUGGCGCUGGAGCGUACAUCUGUGGAGAGGAGACUGCUCUUAUUGAGUCUCUGGAGGGAAAGCAAGGGAAACCCCGCCUGAAGCCUCCAUUUCCUGCAGAUGUUGGUGUAUUCGGUUGCCCAACAACUGUUGCCAAUGUGGAGACCGUAUCAGUGGCACCCACCAUCUGUCGCCGUGGAGGCACUUGGUUUGCAGGCUUUGGCAGAGAGAGAAACUCCGGAACGAAACUCUUCAACAUCUCUGGCCACGUUAACACCCCCUGUACUGUAGAGGAGGAGAUGUCCAUCCCUCUGAAGGAGCUGGUGGAGAGGCACGCAGGCGGCGUGCGUGGCGGUUGGGAUAACCUGCUGGCUGUGAUCCCCGGAGGAUCCUCAACUCCCCUCAUCCCUAAGAAUGUCUGCGAAGAGGUGCUGAUGGACUUUGAUGGCCUGAUUCAAGCCCAGACUGGGCUCGGGACAGCUGCUCUUAUUGUUAUGGACAAAUCUACUGAUGUUAUCAAAGCCAUCGCUCGUCUGUUGGAGUUCUACAAGCAUGAGAGCUGUGGCCAGUGCACACCAUGCAGAGAAGGAGUGGACUGGAUGAAUAAGAUGAUGUGGCGUUUUGUGCGUGGCGACGCUCGACCAUCAGAGAUUGACAUGAUUUGGGAGAUCAGUAAGCAGGUUGAGGGUCACACGAUCUGCGCUCUGGGUGAUGGUGCAGCAUGGCCCGUGCAGGGAUUGAUCAGACACUUCAGACCUGUGAUGGAAAGCCGGAUUGCUGAACACAAGCAAAAGCAACAGGCCAUGGCUUAGAUGGUUCAUUCAGCUGAACUAUUCCAUCCUCUUCUACCCUUAAAGUUGAGCUUUUGUUCUUCAAAAAUAUUUAAACGAAUCAGUAUGUCCUGUAUAGUCUCAAGCUUUACGAGAUGUCUACACGCUGUUGAAUAAAAGUAUCAAUAAAUACAGAAAAUCCCAAA
Messenger RNA from Nothobranchius furzeri (turquoise killifish), 1673 nucleotides. It is a transcript of the gene ndufv1, whose product is annotated as NADH:ubiquinone oxidoreductase core subunit V1. Gene Ontology annotation, molecular function: FMN binding; 4 iron, 4 sulfur cluster binding; NADH dehydrogenase (ubiquinone) activity. Gene Ontology annotation, biological process: mitochondrial electron transport, NADH to ubiquinone. The record is from RefSeq and is a predicted model, not a curated record. Lineage: Eukaryota; Metazoa; Chordata; Actinopteri; Cyprinodontiformes; Nothobranchiidae.